GUAUGCUUCAUUUUAAAAUAUGUGAUUAUUUCGUGUUGCUUUUAUGUUUGAACUAAGUUUCAAAACUGUUGGUGCUAUUUACUGGAAUCAGACAGGGUUACUGACUGCAACUUGCUUGAUAAAAUGACUGAAACAAACUUGUUUGCAUAAGCAAAAUCUUGAUGGGGAAUAAUUCGCUUUGUAGUUUGUACGAAUUGGAUUGCUAGUGAGUUCAUAUUAUGCACUGCUAUGCUGUACCUUCUGUUGGCUAAAAGAGUACAAAUUAUAACAUAACAAGCGAAGAGGGGAAUGCUGUUGCUAAUGUACUAUAUUUGUGUUGCCUGGGCUCACACUUGCUUGGAUGAUACAUAACACUUGAAGCAUUAGAUCUGCAGGUUUUACAAGAUAUAUCUGUAAAUGCUUGGUGUGUCAUUGUCGUGUAAAAUUACAAAUAUAUACCCAAAUUUACUCAGCCUUCUUGAUAAAUGCAAAUCAAUGAUUGAACUGAAGCAACUUCAUGCUGUUGUGAUCUCCUCUGGUUUAUCUCAAGAUGACCAAUUUAUAUCCAAAAUUCUUUGUUUUUCUGCUCUAUCCAAUUCAGGUGACCUUAACUAUUCCUACAGGGUUUUCUCCCAGCUUCCCUGUCCAACAAUUUUUAACUGGAAUACAAUCAUAAGAGGCUACUCAAAUAGCAAAAUUCCAAACCAUUCACUAUCUAUUUUUCUAAAGAUGCUGCGACUUGGGGUUGCACCCGAUCACUUUACAUACCCAUUUCUUGUGAAGGCAUCAGCACGCCUUUUAAACCAGGAAACUGGUGUAUCUGUGCAUGCACAUAUUAUAAGAACUGGGCAUGAGUCUGAUAGAUUUAUCCAGAAUUCUUUGAUCCACAUGUAUGCUUCUUGUGGGAAUAUUGUGUGGGCUCAAAGGGUAUUUGAUAGUAUACAGGGGAAAAAUUUGGUUUCAUGGAAUUCCAUGUUGGAUGGCUAUGCUAAGUGUGAAGAAAUGGCUAUGGCUCAGAAAGUUUUUGAGUCCAUGCCAGAGAAGGAUGUUCGGUCAUGGAGCUCUUUGAUUGACGGUUAUGUUAAGGCUGGGGAAUGUGGGGAAGCUAUGGCUAUCUUUGAAAAGAUGCGGGCUGUUGGGCCCAAAGCCAAUGAAGUCACCAUGGUGAGUGUCUCAUGUGCCUGUGCACACCUGGGUGCUUUAGAGAAGGGGAGAAUGAUACACAAGUACAUAGUUGACAGUGGAUUGCCAUUGACAUUGGUCUUGCAGACUUCUCUUGUGGACAUGUAUGCCAAAUGUGGGGCAAUAGAGGAGGCUUUGCUUGUAUUCCGUGGUGUCUCUAAGAGUCAAUCCGAUGUGUUGAUUUGGAAUGCAAUGAUCGGAGGUCUUGCAAUGCAUGGUUUAGUUGAAGAAUCCCUUAAAUUGUUUAGGGAAAUGCAAAUAGCUGGUGUUGUGCCUGAUGAGGUCACAUACUUGUGCUUGUUGGCUGCCUGUGCCCAUGGAGGGUUAGUUAAAGAAGCUUGGUAUUUCUUUGAGAGUCUUAGUAAAUGUGGCAUGACACCUACAAGCGAACACUGUGCUUGCAUGGUAGAUGUGCUGGCACGUGCAGGUCAAUUAACCACUGCAUACCAAUUUAUUUGCCAAAUGCCCAUAGAGCCAACAGCUUCCAUGUUAGGUGCUCUUCUUAGUGGCUGUAUUAACCAUAGAAAUUUAGCUCUUGCAGAAAUAGUUGGCAGGAAGCUUAUCGAGUUAGAACCAAAUCAUGAUGGUAGAUAUAUUGGCUUAUCAAAUGUUUAUGCGGUUGACAAACGCUGGGAUGAUGCAAGAAGCAUGAGAGAAGCUAUGGAGAAAAGAGGGGUGAAAAAAUCACCUGGGUUUAGUUUUGUUGAAAUAGCUGGAAUCCUUCAUAGAUUUAUUGCUCACGAUAAAUCACAUUAUGACUCAGAGGAAACUUAUUCUAUGCUAAAUUUUGUUGUCUAUCAAAUGAAAUUUAGCUGUCUCAAAGACAAUCAUGAAAGAUCAUUGAAUGAUACAUCAAUGGAAGAUGACUUGCAUCUCUUUUGAGUAGAUGGUGUUAAAAGUUUGUACCAAUAUUAUUUUUGGAAGAAUUAUCAUCUGGAGCUCAAAGUCAUUUAUCAGAUCAGAAGUCCUUUUAGUUAUGGGUUUAGCAAAACUUUUAGUUAUGUGUUUUUGGAGUUCAGAGAUUUUUCCUGCCUUAAAAUUGAGGCACCAUUCUCUCACCAUAAUUUUUUUCUUCAAAAAAAAAAAAGAAAAAAAUUCAGGCAAUAUGAAGGUUACAACUCGUUAAAUGUAAAUUUUUGAACUGUAACUACCAGUUAAUGAGUGGGAAAAAAAUUUGCACUCCCAAAUAGUUAGAUGUACUGCUUCUUUUAUUGCAAUGUAUUUUUAUCUUUUGUUCCUGUUGCAGAUAUAUCGUCAGCUAAAAUUAAAAUGAUAAGUGACCAAUAUGACAUGAGUUAAUCAAUUCGAUCUUUAUUGGAAUUGGAUACAGUGGUCACAGUGAAAUAUAUCAAGUAUUCUUGUUAUCUGAAAUGAACUUGAUGUUCCAGGUUCAGAUUUUUUGCUUGCUGAUGUUCCAGGUUCUUACUUGAUGUCCAGUAUUCUUGUUGCUGAUAUUUUUUUUUAUUAAUAGGUUUAAUUUUUAGAUUGAUUGAUUCAUUGAAAGUGAAAUUAUUUUCUUCAACAUUUGACCAUUAUUCUGGUGAAACAUAUUCCUUCCCCCCUUUAUUUAAGAUGGUGCAAGCACGAAUUCUUUAAUAUUCCAGAUAUUGAUGAGUGGAUGCUGUUCCAUUUCUCCAUGUGAAGUUGGAAUUCUUGUACUUCGCAUGUACAAAUCCAUAUAGUAUAUAUGUUGAGAUAAAACUUCAAGAUUAAGCAUGCAAUGGUUGAUGUUUAGGUUAAAGUCUAUUAUUGACUCGAAUAAUUGACAAAAUAUUUAUCCUUAGGCUAAAUAGCACAUUACUUAUUUUGUAUAGAACUUAUCAGCUUUUGGUUCCUAUAAAUAGCACAUUACUUCCUUUUUGUUAUUUAGAGAACUUGUGUCUUGCAAUGAUUAGAGUACACAUUUGGAUCAUUGUCAUUUGUGGCAUUGCUAUUGGCAUUCUACAUCUUGAUUUGUUUGCGUAUCCUUCAGAACAUGUUGCCCUUCCUCUUUACUUUUUCCCCAUAGAAGAAUAUACAUGCCAGCAAUAACCAAGGCAGAUCCUGCAAUACUGCUUAUUGCAGAUGGAGAUACAUUAGGUGCAGUGGAAUGCAGAAAGGGUGGAAAUCAUUAAAGAGUGAUUAAAGAAAUCAACCUUCCCAGGCUUUGGAAGAAUGGUGCGACUCCAAUAUAUAGAGGAAUUUAAUAGCCUCCAAGAGCAUGGGAAUAAACAUGAUGACAUGUUUUUCACUUUUGCUUGUUUUAAAUUUCCCAAUGUGGAAACUUACAUGUAAUCUUACUGGACCAACUGCCAAGUGUGGUGAUAUUCGUUCAUAGAACUUGUUUAGAUACAAGUUAAAAGUAUUUUUUUUUAGAGUUUUUCUAUUGAAAAUAAAUAGUAUUUUUUGGUAGAAAAAUUCUCAAAAGUAUUUUUAAACUUGUAUCCAAAUAGGUUCAUAGUUAUGGAUUCACCUCAUUCUAUUGUAAAUUGGGAAAAUAUCAGAUCAAUUUUGUUGCAGUCAAAUGGCCAUAUUUUACACGUUGAUUCCUUUCA
Molecule: messenger RNA, 3695 nt
Organism: Cajanus cajan (pigeon pea)
Lineage: Eukaryota; Viridiplantae; Streptophyta; Magnoliopsida; Fabales; Fabaceae
Source: RefSeq, a predicted model, not a curated record